Molecule: messenger RNA, 981 nt
Organism: Zingiber officinale
Lineage: Eukaryota; Viridiplantae; Streptophyta; Magnoliopsida; Zingiberales; Zingiberaceae
Exons: 2
Coding region: 1-981 (326 amino acids)
Source: RefSeq, a predicted model, not a curated record
AUGCCGUUUCCUCCACAAAAUCUUCAAAAUGUCCAAGGGUUUGGAAAUUAUGCCCCUCGAGGUCCAUAUCAACCGCUUCCAGCCGAAUAUUGGCAAAACAUGAGUCAUCCAUAUUUCACGUCGUCGGUUGUUCAUGGAUAUGGUACCCCGCACACAACUGGUAUGUCUUUCACUCCUUCAAUGUCGAAUGAACCUGCAACUCCGACUUUUGUCCCGGAAACUCAACCUUCCGACCGUGAAUCCCCAAUUGAGGUGGUCAAUUUAGAAAAGACGGUUUCAAAUGCUGAGGGUACAAGAAAGCGUUCAAGUUGGACAAAGGUUGAAGACGAGGUCUUCACGAGAAGUAGUGUGACUCUCCGUGAUGAUCCAAUAAGCGGCAAUGAUCAAAAGGCGGAUGCUUUUGGGGGACGGGUUGCAAGCUACUACAAUGAGAAUCUUCCCCAAGGUUCAAACACCAGAAGUGCAAAUGUUAUACGGUCACAUUGGCACAAUACAAUCCAAAAGAAGAGAAUUGUCAAAGACCGUCCAAUGUUUACUCCACAGUCCGUUGAUCACUUUGUGGCGACAAAGAAGACGAGGACCUCAGAGUCUGGAGCAAGCAACACCUCCUCCAACCAAGAUGUGAGUAUAGACCUGGAUUAUGAAGAUACUCGUCCAAUGGGGCAAAAGGCAGCAAAAAGAAAGGGGAAAGACAAAGUAAAAUCGACCAUGGAGGAUCUGACAGUAAACUACAACAAUAUUAUCACAAAGUUCACUGAGUACACAAGCGUGAAGAAGUCCGAAGUCGAUUUGAAACAAAAACAACUUGAAGUAGAGGAGAUUAAGGCAAAAGCUGCAUUGUCCAAAUCUGAAGCUAAGAAUCGUCGCUUGAAGUUGAAGGAGUACGAAAUAUUGAACAAAGACACCUCGCAGAUGACAAAGGAGCAGCUUAUCAUACAUGAAUGCCUAUGCAAGGAUAUUAGGUCGAGAUGGAAUAUCUAA